Molecule: messenger RNA, 2310 nt
Organism: Mesocestoides corti
Lineage: Eukaryota; Metazoa; Platyhelminthes; Cestoda; Cyclophyllidea; Mesocestoididae
Source: the annotation of a GenBank genome assembly
AUGACUAGACAUUCAAAAAACUGCACUGCGAAUACAGUUUACACCUAUCACGAGCGCCAAAAAGACGCGAAGCAUUCAGGCUACGGCACUCAGACAGUUCGACUGGGUAAAGACUCUCUCCGUGCUUUUGACUGUUGCUGUUUAACCCUUCAACCGGCAAAAGAUCCAGUUAUCACACAGGACGGUUAUAUUUACGACCGCGCCACAAUUCUUGAGUACAUUCUCUCACAGAAGGCCGACAUUAAACGACGCCAAAAAAUUUACGAGAAACAGCGUGGUCGCGCCGCACGUGAGGCUCUUGAGAAGAAAAAAGCUGCUCAAGAAGAAAAAGCUCGUGCUUUUAUGGCCCUCAACACUCUCGAUACUCAUUCUAAAGCGUCAGCUCAAGCUGCAGAGUCCGCAGCACUGGCCAACUUGUCAAAAGGCAAUGCGAAAUUGACAUCAGUUGAGAGCGAUUAUAAGCCCGGCACUGCUGCUAGUUUCUGGACAAUCAGUCCGGAUACUAAUAAUUUCACGAAACAGGAUGUCGAUAUCCCAAAACCCGAUCCAGUUGUUCGGUGUCCUAUGAGUGGCAAACCACUGCGAUAUAAGGAUCUCGUAACAGUCAAUUUUACCAAUCUUGAUCCUGAUAGUAGUUCGAACGGCCAGGUCAAAACGGGGGACAGUUCCACCACAAACGAGAUUCGACGAGUGUGUGCCGUGUCGAAGGACCCCUUGACGAGCUCCACUCGAUGCUAUGUCCUGCGACCCUCGGGCUCCGUGGUUACGCGAGAGGUAGUGGAGAAGAUUAUUCGCAAAGAGAUGAUUGACCCGAUAUGUGGGGAGAAAUUAACAGAGUCUGAUCUAAUUGAGGUAGAGUGCUGCGAACUGUUUGACAUAGUUGGUGAAGGAGUUCCCGCGUUCCACAUUGACUCGAAUCAACUGGAGAUUUUGAAUUCACCUAAAACCUUUUUCGAGGCAAUUGAGAAUGGGAUCAUGAAGGCUAGAAACCGCGUUGCCCUCUCCACGCUAUACCUUGGCACUGGAGAACUGGAAGAGCGUCUUGUCAAAGCCUUAGUCGAGAACCCCAGUAAGCCAAGGGUGCGCCUUCUUACCGAUGCUACGCGGUCUACUCGUCCAAUCAAAGUAACUGCGGAAUUCACAGGUGCUCUAGAUGGUAGGACCAAUAGACUCAACUGUCCAGCGACUCCUCCGUCUCCUUUGUUCUUGCUCCAACGCAUCGCGUCGUUGCCUAAUGCGCGGGUGGCCCUCUACCACAGCCACAGGCUGCGCAGUUGGCUUCGCAAAAUCCUACCUGAGAGAUUGAAUGAAGUCGUGGGACUUCAGCACAUCAAGGUCUAUGUUUUUGAUGACAACGUCAUCUUAAGCGGAGCAAAUUUGAGCGGUGAAUACUUCAACAAGCGACAGGAUCGUGCAUGGCUCUUGAAAGAUGUUCCGGAGCUGGCAGCAUUCUAUGUCGAUCUGAUCGACACAAUUUCAUCCUUGAGUUACCAAGUAACUGCCGAAGGAGAUCUUGUACCUGCCUCUGCGGAGACCGAUCCCGUGCUAACACCGGUUGCCGACUACUGCAAUGCGUUUCGCUCGCGCGUUGAGGCCUUCCUCGCCGCAGCCAAAACGAAGUAUGCUGUCCCGGCAACCAAGGCGCCCGACACCGUUCUUGUUCCACUACUUCAAAUGGGUGCUUACGGCAUCAGUCAGGAAUAUCCUCUUGUACAGCGCGUCCUUCAGUGCGUCUCGAAGUGCGAAAUCGCUCUGACGACGGGCUACUUCAACCCCACGCGGGAACUCGAAGAGUCGCUCAUCAGCAUCGCUCAGCGCCACGUCAGCGACUCGAGCGUCCAAAUCCUGUGUGCUGCUCCUGAGGAUCCUUUGUUUUGUUUACGAUCUAAGGCCAACAGCUUCUUCAAAUCCAAAGGAAUUUCUGGUGGCAUACCAGCGGCUUACCGCGAGAUGCUAAUUUCCUUUCUCCGACGCAUCAUCAAACUCCCCAACAUCGGUGUGCGUGAGUACGCUCGCCCCGGUUGGACGUUUCACGCCAAAGGCCUCUGGAUCGACACGCCCAAUGCCAGUCUCACUCUUGUCGGCUCCUCCAAUUAUGGAUAUCGCUCGCGAGAUCUAGACCUCGAAAGUCAAUUGCUAUUGGUCACGCGCAACACAGACCUGCGCCGACGAAUACGCGCUGAACGAGAGCACCUUUGGGAUCCUCGGUAUUCGCGACCUGUCACUCUCGAUGGUCUUUUGAUGUCCACCGAACAGCGCUUUAAGUGGUACGCCAAAUGGGCCUUACCCCUUCUCCGACGAAUAAUGUAG